AUGCACACGCCGGGUGCCAAAGAAAUAUCUCCGCAGGUCCGCGUAGCUGUCGCUCUGUUUUUAGCUGUUAGGUCAAGCAACGACAAAGUGCAAAGAGGCUGUAUUAAAGCUGCGGCUGAACGGUUUAAGAUCUCUCGCCGUAAAGUGUCCGCGAUAUGGAGCAACCGCGACAGCUUCGAAGCUCUUGUUGCCCCUCGAAAACCAAGAGCAUGUGGACGCACUCAACUUUCUCCAGCGGAAAGCGCUGACAAAAUUCAUGAAGCGCCCAUGAGCGCGCGCCAGACGUUGCGCUGCCUCGCCUCGGCUACUGGCUUUCCUAAGACGACGCUGAUGCGCCACUUGGCGGCAGGUGUCUUUCGUCGUGCUACGACUCGUGUUAAGCCGAAGCUGACAGACGUGGACAUGGCACGCCGCUUCGCUUUCGCUCUUGCUCAUGUGGAGCGAGCAUUUGGAGGAAGAGACUAUAGAAUGCAUCACAUGUAUGACUACGUACACGUAGAUGAAAAAUGGUUUAAUUUAUACAAGGUAUCGACAAGAUAUUACCUCACCAAGGAUGAGUUUGCACCUCAUCAAGCAUGCCCCAACCGCCGCUUCAUUGGCAAGGUCAUGUUUCUUGCAGCCGUAGCGCGGCCGCGAGCAAAAGGCACUGCUGAGAUGAAAAACGUCAACAUGACACGAAAGGUGUAUGUGAAGAUGCUCAAGGAAAAAGUAUUUUCAGCGAUUCGCCAACUUUGGCCAGGGAGAAAAUCUCUGUGCAUUAAGGUGCAGCAAGGCAACGCUGGGACACAUGUUGCAGAUAUUCUUGAGGCCGGAAUCGGGCACGGCUGGACGAAAGAGAUGACGUGUCAGUCACCUCGUUCGCUGGACAUGAACGUCCUCGAUCUUGGUCUGUUCAAUGCUAUUCAGUGUGUUCAGUAUCGCUACCCUACGCAUAACCUCCAGGGGUUGAUCGCUGUAGUGGAAGACGCUUUUCGAAGUUUACCACGCACGACAAUCGACAAGUGCUUCGUUACGCUUCAAAGGGUUUUGCAGUGUGUAAUUUCCUGUGGUGGUGGCAAUAACUACGCGUUGCCUCUGGUACGCAAGCUCUUUCUAAACGCAAGAUCAACCGCAACUCCGUCUUCGCUCCCCAUACCGAAGGAGAUUGUCAUCAAAGGCUUCCGCUUGCUAGAAGCCAAAUAA
Messenger RNA from Phytophthora nicotianae INRA-310, 1182 nucleotides. RefSeq lists its product as hypothetical. The transcript has 4 exons. NCBI's taxonomy places the organism in Eukaryota, Oomycota, Peronosporomycetes, Peronosporales, Peronosporaceae. The coding region runs from base 1 to 1182 and encodes 393 amino acids. Gene Ontology annotation, molecular function: nucleic acid binding. The record is from RefSeq and is a predicted model, not a curated record.